CUUGGAAACAGCCGUGACAGCCUUGAAAUCACUGAAAUAAGAGAAAGAGAGGAACUACCCCCAUAUAUAACCUGACAAAAAAAUAAAAAUUCGGCCACUUGGAAACCAGAAAACGCAAAAACUCCCACGGAAUCGAAAAGAGCACAUCAGAAACCCCUUAAAACACACAACAGCACCUUUGGAACAGCAGCGACAGCCUUAUAAACAGCAAAAAUAAGGAGGGACGGGAGACUUAACAAAUGGCGUAGAUUCCUGACCCCAUAUUUAAACCCCAUUUGCAGACCAUGGCGCCAUUUCCAGGGGUCGCGGGGGCCAUGGCGACCUACCAGCGACUCAGCACUUUACUCCGAACCCUCCGGCAACCAUCCAUGACCUGCGGAUUACGAGAAAAACGGAAAAAUAUGACAACUUUUUCAUCCCAUAACCCCAGCAUGUUCUCGACCCUCAGGCGUUCCUAUGGCCUUCCUGUGCCUCUGUGGCCCUAUGGAAUGGUGCCAAGGGUCCAGUGGGGGUGUAGAGAGGUCCUGGCACCAUUACGAGGCACCUGGCACCCUUGUAACAGCCUGUACCAGAUGAAAUAUAGGCUGUUACACUCCUCUUCAAGUUCACGCCAGAAGGAUAUUCCCGAGUACCUCCUUGGCAGCAUCAGUGAGGUCGACACAGCAGAGGACGACCUUCUGGGAGAUGAAUUCGAAGAGGAGGAGGAGGAGGAGGAGGAAGAGAAGAUGGAGGAUGAGAUAUUAGACUUCCUAACACCACGGCUGAUCCCAUUCGAGGAGACAGAUAGUAGCUUUGUGAUCCCCUGCCCUGGAUGUACUAACGGGAGGGACGAGGAGGACGACAAAAUGAAGGAGAUUUUCGUGGACAAAAACUCAGGUUACUUCGUCUGCCCGUGGUGUUGCCGUGACGGGGGGUGGGGGGAGCUGAGGGCCCUCCUGGACUCCCGCGAGGACACCAUCACCACCACCACCACCACCGCCGCCCUCACCUCCGUCUUCAACACCACCGCCACCACCACCACCACCACGCCCAUCAGCCACCUCCACGAUGAGGUGUUGAAGGAUUCGCCACUGAGGGGCGUGAGUCGCGUGACCCUGGACAAGUGUGGUGCCGUGGUGACUUCUGACGGCUCUCGGCUCAUCCUGCCAGUGAGGGGCGGCGUGGGGCAGCUGGUGGGCCUGGAGAAUGUGUCUCUCAUGCACCAACACCCACAGAUCAUCCGGAGGUACCUCGUAGGCAAGAGCCGGGCCUUCACGCCUCUACCGCUCAGCACCGGCACCAGGAAUAACAGGGUGCUGGUGGUGCCAAACUGCUGUGAUGUCCUGGCACUCUAUGAGCUGAAAAUUCCUGCCGUGUCCCUCCCCCUGGACGAUGUGUCGGCACUGGAGAGGCACCUGGUGGAGUGUGGCACUGUUGGCGAGGUGGUGUUGUGGUGUCAGGCCCUGCCACCCCCGCGCCCCCUCCUGCUGGCACUCAUCAAGGCGGGCGUCUCCUGCUCCAUUGUGCAGUCGGUGGAGGGUGAUCCCCCCAUCCACCUGAUGACCCCGGCGCAGGUUCGAGUGGCCCUCACCCGCACCCUCGCAGUGCUGUCCCCGGCCACCACCACCUUCACACAGCUGAGGGACAAGGUUUACUACAGGCUGACACACAGGGAGGAGACCAGCGGGGUGCAAUGGCAGCGGUACCGGGGCCUGAACGACCUCUUGCUGGGGCACCGUGCGGGGGAGCUGACGGUGCUGACGGGGCCAACCGGGGCGGGGAAGACAACCCUGGUGGCGGAGUACUCGCUUGACCUGUGUAUGCAAGGGGUCCGCACUCUCUGGGGCAGCUUCGAGGUGGGUGUGGUGCGUUUGUGUGAGGUUAUGCUACAGCAGUUCAGCGGGGCACCUCUCCCUCAGGACCUACAGCUGUUCAACGCCUUGGCCGGGCAGUUUGCAGCUCUCCCCUUGCACUUCCUGACAUACCAUGGACAGAGGAGUGUGGGGGAUGUGGUCAAGGCCAUGGAGGAAGCCGUUCAGGUCUGGGGCAUCCAACACGCGAUCAUCGAUAACCUCCAGUUCAUGUUGGGCACUCCCCUCACCACCACCACCACCACCACCACCGGGGUCAACACCACCGCCACAUUGGACCGCUGGCAUCAACAGGACCUGGCCGUGGCGAUGUUGAGGCGUUUUGCGACGACAACGGGCUGCCACCUGACCCUUAUUGUGCACCCUAAGAAGGUGCCAGAGGGCCAACCGCUGGGCAUGGACAGUGUUUACGGGAGUGCCAAGGUGACGCAAGAGGCAGAUAACGUAAUGAUCCUACAAGUGCCGUCGUCGGGAGGUGGGGCCACUACGAGCAACAGGAAGGUUCUGCAGGUCGCCAAAAACAGGUUCGGGGGGACGCUGGGUGACCUUCCGCUGCGAUUCCACAAGGACUCGCUGACCCUCUCCUCCUGCUUCUCCAAGGGCAAGACCAGGGCCAGGGAGGGAGCGGAAGGGAGCGGAAAGGAGGGGGACAGAAAGGGAGGAUCGCUGAGGAGAUUGAAGCUGAAGGGAUUGGUGUGAGGAGGAGGAGGAGGAGGAGGAAGAGGAAGAGGAGGAAAGUUGAAGAAAGAAGGAUUGAAGAUGGAGAAGAAGAGGAGGAAGAAGAAGAAGAGAAGACUGAAGAGGAAGAGGAGGAGUAAGAGGAGGAGGAAGAAGAAGAAUGAGAAGACUGAAGAGGAGGAGGAGGAAGAGAUGGAAAGUAGAUUAAGAAGGAAUGAAGGAGAAGAAGAGGAGGAGGAAGAAGAAGAAGAGAAGAUAGAAGAGGAAGAGGAGGAGGAGAAAUAAAGAGCAGAAGAAGAAGAAGAGGAGGAGGAGGAAGAGGAAGAGGAGGAAAUUAGAAGAAAGUUUGGAGAUGAAGAAGAAAGGAAGGAAGGAAGGAGAAGAAGAGGAGGAAGAAGAAGAAGGAGGAGGAGGAGGAGGAGGAGGAAGAAGAAUUAUAAAGAAGAGAAUGAGUUAAGGAAAGGAAGAAAGAGGAGGAAGAAGAAGAAGAAGAUAAAGAAGAAGAAGAGAGAGAGAGAGAGAGAGAGAGAGAGAGAGAGAAUGGCUUAGUAUUAGUAGUUUUAUAAUUGUGUAAAUAUAAUUAGUUUGUAUUUUUAUAUUACCAAAAAAGACAUAAUUAGAUCUGGCUUCCAUAGAGAAUUAGUAAUAUUAAAAUGGACUGAAUUACA
Messenger RNA from Eriocheir sinensis (Chinese mitten crab), 3196 nucleotides. Its product is annotated as mitochondrial DNA helicase-like. Bases 285 to 2549 code for a protein of 754 amino acids. Gene Ontology annotation, cellular component: mitochondrion. The record is from RefSeq and is a predicted model, not a curated record. Gene Ontology annotation, molecular function: 5'-3' DNA helicase activity; single-stranded DNA binding; ATP binding. NCBI's taxonomy places the organism in Eukaryota, Metazoa, Arthropoda, Malacostraca, Decapoda, Varunidae. Gene Ontology annotation, biological process: mitochondrial DNA replication. The transcript has 13 exons.